Aspergillus heteromorphus CBS 117.55 is the source of this 1236-nucleotide messenger RNA. RefSeq lists its product as uncharacterized. The record is from RefSeq and is a predicted model, not a curated record. The transcript has a single exon. Bases 137 to 1123 code for a protein of 328 amino acids. Lineage: Eukaryota; Fungi; Ascomycota; Eurotiomycetes; Eurotiales; Aspergillaceae.
AUCGCUUCUCUUCAUUCGAAUCUGGUAUUCGCAAGUGUCUGGUACUUUACAAUCAUUUCCACAACUUUUCUUUACAACGUCAAAUCUACAAUCUCUUUAAAAACAAUCUCUCAACAACAAACAACAAUCAUUCAAGAUGAAGUUCACCACCGUCGCUCCUCUCUGCCUUGCGGGCUGCGCCCUGGCAUACCCUACUCGCACCGAGGAAAAGAGACAGGAUCUCUCUGACCUCAAGAACCUCAUUCCUUCCGGUCUGACCCUGCCUACCGGCCUGACCCUUCCUUCGGGCUUGUCUGGCCUCACUUUGCCGACCGACCUCUCCGACCUCUCUGACCUGCUCAAGAAGCGCCAGGAGUCGGAGGGUCUCACCCUCCCUUCGGGCCUUUCCCUUCCUUCGGGCCUGUCCAUUCCCUCGGGCCUGCUCCCGUCCAACCUUCCUGCCCCCACCGGCACCAGCGGAGGAGGAGGUCUGCCCGACCUGUCCGACCUGACCGACGCUCUGCCCUCCGGGCUCUCGAAGCUGUCCAACCUCUUCGAGCGCCAGCUCGGCGAGGAAUCUGGCUCCUCUGGCUUUCCUUCGGCAUCGGGCCUGCCCUCUCUCGGUGGCGCCUCGGGAGGCUCUUCCCCAUUGGCCUCCCUCAGUGGCUCCGCCGAAGGCGCCGAGUCCUCCUCCGGCUCGACCCCUUCUCUCGGCGGCCUCGCCCCGUCCUCCAGCGGCGGCCUUUCUAGCCUCCUCGACAGCAGCGGCACCUCGACCGGCUCGGGAGCCAGUGAAUCCGCCAACCCUCUCGAGGGCUUCAACUCCUUCCUGCAGUCCCUGGCCAGCGACAUCCCCAAGUCCUCCGGUAGCUCCGGCUCCGGCGCCGACCUGUUCAGCCAGCUGCCCGAGUUCCUGAAGUCCAUCUUCAACACGGGCAGCAGCGUCAGCGGCUCCUCCUCCUCUUCCAGCGGUCUGGGCAGCUCCCCUGAGCCCAGCGUCAGCGAGCCCACCCCCAGCUCCGGCGCUGUGUCCGGUGCUUCCGCCCUCUUCCCCGGCUCCCCUAACAUCCCCGCCGGCUCUGCUGCCCCGUCUGCCAGCGCUGCCCCUGCCGCGGGUGCUUCCGGUCUGCCUUUCAAGGGUUAAAUUGGCAUUGCCAUUGACCAAUGACCCUGUGCUGUGGGGCUGUCUUCAGCACAACCCCAGCACAGGGUAGGGCCACAGACUACGCUGGAUGGAUACCGUCACGAUGGUUAACC